Messenger RNA from Penicillium cinerascens, 4455 nucleotides. Its product is annotated as ribosome biogenesis protein URB2. Gene Ontology annotation, biological process: ribosome biogenesis. The record is from RefSeq and is a predicted model, not a curated record. Gene Ontology annotation, cellular component: nucleolus. Bases 1 to 4455 code for a protein of 1484 amino acids. Lineage: Eukaryota; Fungi; Ascomycota; Eurotiomycetes; Eurotiales; Aspergillaceae. The transcript is spliced from 2 exons.
AUGCCUUCAAUUGCGGAGCGCUCGGGCGCGUCGCAAGAGGCGCUUCUCCACCUCGAAAAGGGUGGUGAUUCACCAAAUACUCAACUGCAUGAAGCUGCGAAGAUCCUCGGUGUGGACUUGUCGUUAUGUGAAAGCCAUCCGGAGACUUGCCGCAAUGCGAAAAUCCAACUCAGCGCCACUCCGAAAGCCGAAUGGACACUCCGAUGGUUACUGAAGCGACUGAAGAAUGGGAAGAACUACCGCGUGGACCCGGCAUCGUUCCUUUUGCUCCGACAGCUCAUCGAUGCGAUCCCUCCCAAGAACCUCGCGACAACUUUGAAAGAGCAAAAGUUCCUCUCAACCUUGUGUGACACGGUUGCGGAUCUGGAAGCCGAUAUCUUUGCGACGGUGGGGAGAGGACAGUCGAUCGCUAGUUUCGACUCCGACUCGAGCCAUACCCUGGCGGGCUCGUCAACUCAGGAUGACCAGAAGAGUUCUAAGGGAACAAAGCGGAAGAGAGUGGCCACCGAGAACGGUGGAGAGGUCAUGGAUGAGAAUGAACAGCCACAGAAUCCCGCUUCGUGCUUCCUCGCGUUUAUCCGUGCUUUGGAUUGCCUUUAUGGAGUUGUGACUCUGGGUCAGCAGACACUCGGAACGGACGAAAACGCCAACUCCCAUCUGAAGCUAACAUUGAGAGGCGAGCCUGCCCUCGUUGCCCAAUUGUUGGGCAGGUCAUUCCAAGUGGCUGCAGUGGCCAUUACGCAGUUCACCCAAGCCGGCAAAACUACGGAUCUUCAGCACUUGAUUUUCGUGCUCCCCGCAAUUCUGGAGCUGUGGGAGUCAAGGUCUUUCCGCGAGGAUGAUACCCACAACAAGGCAAGCAAUGAAGCGUUUGCAAAGUAUUGCUUCGCCCACGGUCUCAGACUACAACUCUGUCUACGGAAUACCAAGCUUGAUACCGAUGAAAGAGCUCAUCUUCUUCAUGCGAUUGAGCGGAUUCUCGCACUUCACGUACUACUCCCGGCGCGUGCGGCCUUCUUCGAGCGCGGUGGCUCCGGCAUCGAUUACUCUCAGGAAGAACCGGAUUGGAGCCCCGUUAAGCCGGUGACGGAUACCUUCAGGCCGAUUAUCCGCGAGGAUUCUACUAUCCAGAUGUCUCAGGGCGAAUCGAAAGACGCCUCUUUCCACUCCUCGUGGCAAUCGAUUGAACUUCUCCCUGAGCUGUUCGAUAAUGCAGUCCGUGCAGUUCCGAGAGAUAUUUUCCGCCGACAGACACAUGAAGCCCCCUGGUUGGAGACUUUAUUUGUGGCAGUCGCAGAAUUAGCGUAUACAACCGCAAAGGAAGAAGACCCUGACACAUUGUCAACUCGCUUUGUUUCGGUUCUGGAAGAGCUUCUUCGAGUGGCUCUUGACCGCAAUGUGGGUCUUUCAUUGCACACUGUCCUCACCCAUGCUGGCUAUACUGGUCUUCUUAAGGAGGGACUGGAGCAAGUCCAGUGGAAUGUAAUUGCUUUGGUCAUCAGUCUCGGUGUCGACAUCUUCCUGCCAAAUUCAGGCCUGCCAGAUUCUCGCAAGCUUCUGGACGCGUUGCUCGACAAGAUUAUACUUCAGUGGCGCAGGAGCUUCCACAAGAAGUCUCGCAAAAACAACAUCAUCAAAAAUGACGUCGCAAUUCCACUCAUGCGAGGUUUCGCGGCGGCGAGAGACUUGACCACUUUCAUGGAGGUAUGGCAUAACCAGCUCGUCAAACUGGAGGACGCUCGUGCCCAAAACGACAGUUUGCCAAAAUUUUCGGUUUGGGAAGACGACGAUUUAUGUGAUGCCUACAGUGAGUUGAUUCGUACUUCGCUCACUGGAUCCAGUCUUGCGGAGCAGAUGCGCUCUGCUGCCACAAAAGUCCGGGCCGACAAUGGUAAGGUUUCCGAGUCAUCUGAUUCCUAUGCGGAAUUCGUCCUCAUGGAGGCUGGCUGCCGAGGAAAGACACUGGCUUCGGACAACUCCGAAGAGACUCUGCUGUCUCUCGUCGAGACACUCUCAGCUACACUGUCCUCAAAGCAGACCCUCCACUGGCGUUGGCGAUUGUGGCGAUUUGUGCGAACUCUGAUGGAGAACAAUACACUGCCGAUGGAUAGCAAACUUGCCCAGACAAUCGGCUCUCUGCUAGGCUCUGUCGCGGUGACGAUUCGUCGCACCCAUAAAAAUUUGGACAACAUCCCCCUUGCUCCGCUCGAGGCCUGGGAGGCCUAUCAGUAUGCUUUGGUGGUUGUCAAGGGAAAGCCAACGGAUGAACAGCUGGACGCAUUCGCCGAGAUCUCCAAGCGUGUCACGGACUUCAUCGUAUCCGUCUCCAUUGAUGGGGCUCAGAAGUCUUUGAAAUCUCCUUGGAAUGGCCGGAUCGAUACACUGGAUUCUCCAAUUACUCUCUGUUUGGCUUACUCCCUGGCACUCGUCAGGGUUCCAGAAGCCUGGGAGCGCGUUCCCUCUGAGAAACGCUUGCGUCAGUUGGAACAUCUUCUUUCCCUGGCUGCCGUCCAAUACCGGUCAUAUUCAUUGCCUCUGGAGGCUGCGGCUGACGAAGCACGGUUCCUUCAAGCGUGGGCGAGCAUUGUCAGUCAUGAAUAUCUGCUCAGCGUACCUUUCAUUGUGCAAGAUCUGGUACAGAUUCUCAACCAGACUAUCGAGAACGACCAUCACAACCGUCGUCUCUGCGUGGAAAGCAUGCAGAGGAUCCCGGCCGCUUUGAUCACUCGUGGUCUCCGUACCGCAAUUCUGAACAAGUUACUCAGUAUUCUGCUGCAGCAGGAUAGUUCUCCGGAACUGACUGUCGGUCUGUUGACGAUGAUGGCUAAACUCGCGGCCAUGCCCAAAUGUGAUGCUACUGUGACGGCGGAGUGGGAACCGAUCUGGACUGCGGCCCGAGCCAUCAACCUUCAGGGCACGGAAGUGGAUCUUCAGAUCAUGAAGGCCUUCCGAAGCUUGCAUCGCGCGGUCAUUGCGAAGUUAUUGGUGCUGAAAGAGGAUGUUCGGAUUGAAAUGUUCAAGAAGCUGUUCGCAAGAACAUCGAAGCAGGCCUCUAAGUUGCGACAAAUUGAUCGUGACUCCAUGACUGAUUUCCUCCUACGUCUGACUUUGUCAGAGCUCUGGGUCCAUCGCAAACAACUGCGCGAGGCGUUUGCGGAGGACGAGUUGGCCGCCUGUCGUCAACGUGUAUUCGGACUGGUUCUGGGGGAUAUGAAGUCCGUUAAGGAGCAAUGCAAAAAGCACAAGCUGGAGGAGACUAUCACCCUCAUCAAGACCAUCGACGCUCUGGAGGACUUUGAGGAUCUGGCGACGAACAACAUCGAAGUGGAGAAGUUCCUGUCCAAGAUCGAGACCUACAUGGAAAUGUCCAUCGACUCAGCCCCAUCUCGGCUGAUUCGACGUCGUCUUCUUGCUAGCAAGGGGCCCGAGAAGAGCAUCACCAAGCCGGUACUGCAAUGCGCCGAAACUCUGACGCUUCAGUCGCUCUACGCCGAAGACCAGCAACUCUUCAUCCGGGCGACGACGGAGCGUUUCCGUUCUAUGACUCCAAAGAAGGUCAGCAAAGCAAUCCGCGAGGUUCGGGAGCUUGGCUUCACUGGCGACAGCGCCGGUUACCGGUUGCUAGUGAUCUAUCUAGCCCUGGUUUCGCUUCCUCCAAUCGAAGACAAGGAAAGUCCGGCGGCUCAAGAGCUGUCCCUGCUCGGGCUCGAUCUCACAACUGCUCUCCCCAAGGCCACCUCCAUCACCCAGUUCUGUUUGACUGCGGAGUGCCUGUCCCUUCUGUUGCGGGUCCACACCCGCAGCCUCGGGCAGUGCAACGUGGACGGCGUCCUCAUGUCCAUCGGAUCCUGCGCCUCCAAGGUCGGCCCCCGCAUCUCCCCCGAAUACGCUCCUACCAUCUUCACGCGACUCUGCCGCCUGAUGGGGCUCGUACUGGGACUCCAGCGCCUCAAGAUUGGCGGCCGCUUCCACCUCGUGGUCAACGCCAUGCAGCGCCUGCUGGCUUGCCUGUUUGCAAACACACGUAAACGGUCUCGGUCCGCCAAGUCCCAAACCAACCUCUCGCAGCCCUUUUGGCUCGCCCCACUCAGUGCCUCUCAUACUACCCACUACACUCGCCUCCUCACCUCUCUCUGCGACCCCACCGUCUCCGCCGUGAUCCGCCCCCAGGCCGGUGCGUCCCGCGAGGCCCUAACCGACGAAACGAAGAAAGCAAAGCGCAUCGCCGGCCAAUACCUGCAGUACGUCGUCACUGCAUACACUCAGGUCUCUCUGAACGCCUCGCUCCCACCGGAUGUCAAAGCCGCUUUGAUGCCUGGUCUCUACGCCGCGCUAGAUGUGAUGUCGAAGGAAUCGAUGCGGGCACUCAACGCGGCGCUAGACAUGUCAGGUCGCGCUGUGUUCAAAUCUCUGUACGAUGACUACGUGAAGUUCGGAAAGUGGAAUAAGGCGUGA